AUGGUCCGAUGGAGCAUACUUCCAGCUGAUUGGAUUCCCAACAGUUGUAUCAUCAAUAUUUACGAUGAAGACGACUACAUUCCCACACAUAUAGACCAUCAUGAUUUUGUGAGAUCUUUUUGCAUAGUCUCUUUCAUGAGCAGAAGCAACACUUUAUUUGAGAAUGAAAUAGAUGUCAUUGGACCCGGCGAGUUCACAGGAUCUGUGGAGAUUCCACUACCAGUGGGUUCAGUGCUUGUUCUUAAAGGAAAUGGAGGAGACAUCACCAAACAUUGCAUAUCUGGGGUACAACACCGCAAGGUGUCUGUAACUUUCCGAAGAAUGGAUGACAACAAAAUUCCAUAUGGAUUUCGGUCAGACUCGGAGUUGGAAGAGCUACUGCCUUUCGAGCUAUGA
Messenger RNA from Phalaenopsis equestris, 396 nucleotides. RefSeq lists its product as uncharacterized. The coding region runs from base 1 to 396 and encodes 131 amino acids. The record is from RefSeq and is a predicted model, not a curated record. Lineage: Eukaryota; Viridiplantae; Streptophyta; Magnoliopsida; Asparagales; Orchidaceae. The transcript has a single exon. Gene Ontology annotation, molecular function: demethylase activity; mRNA binding. Gene Ontology annotation, biological process: mRNA catabolic process.